Budorcas taxicolor (takin) is the source of this 2465-nucleotide messenger RNA. RefSeq names its product semaphorin 3C (gene SEMA3C). Gene Ontology annotation, molecular function: semaphorin receptor binding; chemorepellent activity. Bases 210 to 2465 code for a protein of 751 amino acids. The transcript has 18 exons. NCBI's taxonomy places the organism in Eukaryota, Metazoa, Chordata, Mammalia, Artiodactyla, Bovidae. The record is from RefSeq and is a predicted model, not a curated record. Gene Ontology annotation, biological process: negative chemotaxis; axon guidance; positive regulation of cell migration.
GCCGCGGCAACGCUGAGGAUUCCUUUACAAAGGAACUCAGAAGGCAGGAAAGAAAGAAUUUCAUCGCUGGGACGCCCUAGAAAUUACGGUCUUUUGGGGAAAGCGCUAGAAAAGAGGAUCCAAACUUGUAGCACAUUGACGACUUUUCCGCGCUGAUCUCCUUCCACCUCGGUAUUUUCCCUUGGAUAUUAACUUGCAAAUCUGAAGAAAUGGCAUUCCAGGCAGUUUGCCUCUUGGUUGGAGUAUUUGUUUGUUCUACCUAUGUGAAAGGAUCGUCUCAGCCCCAAGCAAGAGUUUACUUAACAUUUGAUGAGCUUCGAGAAACCAAGACAUCUGAAUACUUCAGCCUAUCCCAGCACCCUUUAGACUACAGGAUAUUAUUAAUGGAUGAAGAUCAGGACCGGAUGUACGUGGGCAGCAAAGAUCACAUUCUUUCCUUGAAUAUUAACAACAUAAGUCAAGAACCUUUGAGUGUUUUCUGGCCAGCAUCUGCAAUCAAAGUCGAAGAGUGCAAAAUGGCUGGCAAAGAUCCCACACAUGGCUGCGGGAACUUUGUCCGUGUAAUUCAGGCUUUCAACCGCACGCAUUUGUAUGUUUGUGGGAGUGGUGCUUUCAGCCCAGUCUGUGCUUAUUUGAACAGAGGGAGGAGAUCAGAGGACCAAGUUUUCAUGAUUGACUCCAAGUGUGAAUCUGGAAAAGGACGCUGCUCUUUCAACCCCAAUGUGAACACAGUGUCUGUUAUGAUCAAUGAAGAGCUUUUCUCUGGAAUGUAUAUAGAUUUCAUGGGGACAGAUGCAGCUAUUUUUCGAAGUUUAACCAAGAGGAAUGCAGUCAGAACUGAUCAACACAAUUCCAAAUGGCUAAGUGAACCUAUGUUUGUGGAUGCACAUGUCAUACCAGAUGGCACUGAUCCAAACGAUGCUAAGGUGUAUUUCUUCUUCAAAGAGAAGCUGGCUGACAAUAGCAGGAGUACGAAACAGAUUCAUUCCAUGAUUGCUAGAAUAUGUCCGAAUGACACCGGUGGACUGCGUAGCCUUGUCAACAAGUGGACUACUUUCCUAAAGGCGAGGCUGGUGUGCUCAGUAACUGAUGAAGAUGGCCCAGAGACACACUUUGAUGAAUUAGAGGAUGUAUUUCUGCUGGAAAUGGAUAACCCAAGGACAACGCUAGUGUAUGGCAUUUUUACAACAUCAAGCUCAGUUUUUAAAGGAUCAGCAGUAUGUGUGUAUCAUUUCUCUGAUAUACAGACUGUGUUUAAUGGGCCUUUUGCACACAAAGAAGGGCCCAAUCAUCAGCUGAUUUCCUAUCAGGGGAGAAUUCCGUAUCCUCGCCCUGGAACUUGCCCAGGAGGAGCAUUUACACCCAAUAUGCGAACCACGAAGGAGUUCCCAGAUGAUGUUGUCACUUUUAUUCGAAACCACCCCCUCAUGUACAAUUCCAUCUACCCAGUACAUAGAAGGCCUUUGAUUGUUCGUAUAGGCACCGACUAUAAGUACACAAAAAUAGCUGUGGACCGAGUGAAUGCUGCUGAUGGUACAUACAACGUCCUGUUUCUUGGAACAGAUCGGGGUACUGUGCAGAAGGUGGUUGUUCUUCCUACUAACAGCUCUGCUCGCAGUGAGCUCAUUCUGGAGGAGUUGGAAGUCUUUAAGAAUCAUGCUCCUAUAACAACAAUGAAGAUUUCAUCCAAAAAGCAACAGCUGUAUGUGAGCUCCAAUGAAGGACUUGCCCAAGUGUCUCUGCAUCGCUGCCACAUCUACGGGUCAGCCUGCGCUGACUGCUGCCUGGCAAGGGAUCCCUACUGUGCCUGGGAUGGCCAUUCUUGCUCUAGGUUCUAUCCAACCGGAAAGCGGAGGAGCCGAAGACAAGAUGUGAGACAUGGAAAUCCACUGACUCAAUGCAGAGGAUUUAACCUAAAAGCAUACAGAAAUGCAGCUGAAAUUGUUCAGUAUGGAGUAAAAAAUAACACCACUUUUCUUGAGUGUGCCCCCAAGUCUCCACAGGCAUCUAUCAAGUGGUUGUUACAGAAAGACAAAGACAGGAGGAAAGAGGUCAAACUGAAUGAACGAAUCAUAGCUACUUCACAAGGACUCCUUAUCCGCUCUGUUCAGGAUUCUGACCAAGGAUUGUAUCACUGCAUUGCAACAGAAAACAGCUUCAAGCAGACCAUAGCCAAAAUCAACUUUAAAGUUUUAGAUUCCGAAAUGGUGGCAGUUGUUACAGACAAAUGGUCUCCAUGGACCUGGGCCAGCUCUGUAAGGGCUUUACCCUUCCAUCCGAAGGACAUCAUGGGGGCUUUCAGCCACUCAGAAAUGCAAAUGAUUAAUCAGUACUGCAAAGACACUCGGCAGCAGCAUCAACAGGGAGAAGAGUCUCAGAAGAUGAGAGGGGACUACGGCAAGUUAAAGGCUCUCAUCAAUAGCCGGAAAAGUAGAAAUAGGAGGAAUCAGCUGCCAGAGUCAUAA